AGAUCACACCACUCCACUCCAGCCUGGUCGACUGAGCAAGACUGCGUCUCGGAAAAAAAUAACAAAUAACUCUGGUACAGUGCGGUGAUACUUGUUUUUCCCACUAGACUGAUGCUUCAUGAAGACAUGGAUGACCAUAUCUGAUGUGUUUGCCAUCGUACCUUCAGUGCUUAGCGCAUAAUGGGCACUGUAAAGUUAAGUGAAUGAUGGAAAACUGAGACACAGAGCCUGUGGAGGGCAGGGAACACACCUGUUCCGUUUGUCAGCAUUUCCAUCCUCACGACAGUCUGUUGCACGUAUUAGGCACACACAAAACCUGUACAUGGUCAGGUUUUCUGUUUAACUGAAUUGGCUUUCCCGGUGUGAUAAGAGUCAGCAUAAAGCUAUGACAAGACUCCAGGUUUGUUUGCUUCAAGCCAGUGCUUUUAUGAGCAGGGUAGAUGUGAGGAGCUACGAGUAAGCCAUUUGGAAAGUAUGAUGAUGGUCUGACAUCCUUAGGAGGCCUCUAAGGUAAGCUUGAUAUUAAGGUGUGUGAACUGUGGACCCUUGGAGAAGUAAUCUAUGAAUGGCUCUGCUGAAAAGACAUCCACAGAUUCUAUCCAGUAGUGUUUGACCUGUUGGUAGAACUGAGAGGCCUUUGCUCUAGGAGUCCUGUCUGCAGGUUGAAAUUCCAUUCUGGCUGUUUUCUUUAGAAGCAUUUCUUCGUUCACAUUGAUCUAAACUUUUUCUUAUUUCUUUUCCCCCCAUAUUUUCAUUUUUUAAUGCCGUUCAUACCAUCUUUCCACCAUCACAUUCCUCGUAUAGAUUUGUAGCUUUUAGAACAAGAAAAAACCUCUAAAAGAGAUCAUCCAGUCUGGUUGGGGCCUCUCCAUUUUUAUAGAGGAAAAACUGAGGCCCAGAGUCUCUUCCAUCCAGAAAUAUGUAUUGAGCCCCUACUCUGUCGAAGACACUCUGCUAUGUACCAGAGAUACAUUGUUCAAUAAGACAGAUGGAGUCCAUGUCUUCACCACAGAAAAUUUUUACUGCUUGUCACCAGGUCACUUGAAUGGUUGAGCAUGGACCCUGUUGCUACCCACAGCUGCCAUCUCCUCCAGCAACUGCAUGAGCAGCGAAUCCAAGGCCUGCUUUGUGACUGUAUGUUGGUGGUAAAAGGAGUCUGCUUUAAAGCACAUAAGAAUGUCCUGGCGGCAUUCAGCCAGUAUUUUAGGAGCCUCUUUCAGAAUUCUUCAAGCCAGAAGAGUGAUGUUUUUCACUUGGAUGUUAAAAACGUCAGUGGCAUAGGGCAGAUCCUGGACUUCAUGUACACUUCUCAUCUAGAUCUUAACCAGGACAAUAUACAAGUAAUGCUGGACACAGCACAGUGUUUGCAAGUUCAAAAUGUUCUGAGUCUGUGUCACACAUUUUUAAAAUCAGCCACUGCAGUACAGCCACCUGGCAUGCCUUGUAAUAGUACAUUGUCUCUGCAAAGCACCCUGACCCCAGAUGCCACUUGUGUUAUCAGUGAAAACAACUACCCCCCUCAUUUACUGCAGGAAUGUUCGGCAGAUGCACAGCGUAAUAAAGUGUUGGAUGAAUCGCAUCCGCAUGCUUCACCAUCAGUUAAUCGUCAUCACUCCGCAGGUGAAGUCUCAAAACAAGCCCCUGAUACUUCAGACGGCAGCUGCACACAACUGCCUUUCAAACAGCCAAAUUACUAUUACAAACUCAGAAACUUUUACAGUAAACAGUACCAUAAACACGCAGCUGGUCCCAGUCAGGAGCGAGUUGUUGAGCAGCCUUUUGCUUUCAGCACCUCCACAGACCUUACCACGGCAGACAGCCAGCCUUGUGCUGUCAGUCAUUCCGAAUGCAUCCUGGAGUCUCCUGAGCACUUACCUUCUAACUUCCUGGCCCAGCCUGUGAAUGACUCUGCCCCACACCCUGAGUCAGACGCCACGUGCCAGCAACCUGCCAAGCAGAUGAGGCUCAAAAAGGCCAUUCAUCUGAAGAAACUCAAUUUCCUGAAGUCACAGAAAUCCGCAGAGCAAAUAUCUGAACCCAAGUCAGAUGAUGGUUUGACAAAGAGGAUGGAAUCUGCUAGUGAAAAUACCCUAGAGAAAGCUAGCAGCCAAAGUGCUGAAGAAAAAGAAAGUGAAGAAGUCGUCAGUUGUGAGAAUUUUAAUUGCCUUAGUGAGACGGAGAGGCACGAAGACCCGGCUGCGCUGGAAGACGAGUCCCAGACACUUCAGUCCCAGAGACAAUACGCGUGUGAAUUAUGCCGGAAACCUUUUAAACACCCAAGCAACUUGGAGCUUCACAAACGGUCUCAUACAGGUGAGAAACCUUUUGAAUGUAACAUUUGUGGGAAACAUUUCUCUCAGGCAGGUAACUUGCAGACUCACUUACGACGGCAUUCUGGUGAAAAACCAUACAUCUGCGAGAUCUGUGGAAAGAGGUUUGCAGCCUCUGGCGACGUCCAGCGUCACAUUAUUAUUCACUCAGGAGAAAAACCACACUUGUGUGACAUCUGUGGUCGAGGGUUUAGUAACUUCAGUAAUUUGAAGGAGCACAAAAAGACACACACGGCUGAUAAAGUCUUCACCUGUGAUGAGUGUGGAAAGUCUUUUAAUAUGCAAAGGAAGUUAGUAAAGCACAGAAUUCGGCACACGGGGGAGCGGCCUUACAGCUGCUCUGCCUGCGGGAAAUGUUUUGGGGGGUCAGGUGACCUCCGCAGGCAUGUCCGCACUCACACUGGGGAGAAGCCGUACACGUGUGAGAUCUGUAACAAGUGCUUUACCCGCUCCGCAGUGCUCCGGCGGCACAAGAAGAUGCACUGCAAAGCUGGUGACGAGAGCCCAGACGUGCUGGAGGAGCUCAGCCAAGCUAUCGAGACCUCCGACCUCGAGAAAUCUCAGAGCUCAGACUCUUUCUCCCAAGACACGUCCGUGACGCUGAUGCCAGUGUCGGUUAAACUCCCCGUCCACCCAGUGGAAAAUUCUGUGGCGGAAUUUGAUAGCCACUCUGGCGGCUCCUAUUGUAAGUUACGGUCCAUGAUCCAACCUCAUGGAGUUAGUGACCAGGAGAAGCUGAGUUUGGAUCCUAGUAAACUUGCCAAGCCCCAGAUGCAGCAGACACAGCCUCAGACCUAUGCUUACUCGGAUGUGGACACCCCAGCCAGUGGCGAGCCGCUGCAGGCCGAUGGCAUGGCCAUGAUCCGCUCCUCUCUGGCUGCUUUGGACAACCACUGCGGUGACCCCCUGGGCAGUCGAGCAUCUUCCACCACUUAUAGGAAUUCAGAGGGCCAGUUUUUCUCCAGCAUGACUCUCUGGGGGCUAGCGAUGAAGACGCUGCAGAAUGAAAACGAGUUAGACCAGUGAUGUACCGCGCUUCUCCACAGUAGAGGUCUGUUCGCAGUUUGGCAGGCUGGUGUCAGGGCUGUAGGAGGACCCAGUUUCCCCGUGAUGGUUCCUUCUAACCAGCCAGAGAAUAGGUAGCUUCCCUCCUGAUGAUGGCUCAUAAUCUGAAGCAUCUUGAACUGAGGGCUGAGGGAGAGGGCCUGCUGGCUCACCAUGAGGCAGCUGCGGGAGGGAGCGCUGACGUCACAGAAGCCAAAGGCUGGAUGCUGUCUCAGCAGCUUCAGCUAGCGGGAGAGCGUAUGUGCAGUGUCAACUACUGUACGUGUUGGUCAUGUUAAAGGAAUUAUAUAUGUAUAGUAUUACAAGUAUUUUUGUAUUUUUACAAGAUUGAAAUUUGUAGCAUUUUGUAUUAUUUACACAGAAUUUAUUUGUAUAUGAAACUCAUACCAUAAUUUAAUUUGAAUAAAUGAAACUUUUCUAUAUAAUA
Molecule: messenger RNA, 3822 nt
Organism: Chlorocebus sabaeus (green monkey)
Lineage: Eukaryota; Metazoa; Chordata; Mammalia; Primates; Cercopithecidae
Source: RefSeq, a predicted model, not a curated record